Messenger RNA from Trypanosoma rangeli, 4521 nucleotides. RefSeq lists its product as uncharacterized. Lineage: Eukaryota; Euglenozoa; Kinetoplastea; Trypanosomatida; Trypanosomatidae. The record is from RefSeq and is a predicted model, not a curated record. The transcript has a single exon. The coding region runs from base 1 to 4521 and encodes 1506 amino acids.
AUGUCGAACACGUCUUUUCCCGCGCCCAAGUCCAACGAGUACCAGUGGCGCAACUUGUACCUAAAGAAGUAUGGCAUCUGCACCUACGCCCCACCGAUGCCAAAGAACCCGGAGACUACCGGCGCCAACGCGCCAAGCUCAUCAUCAUGGCAAAAACAUAACUAUGGAGACAGCACCAGCCUGCACAAAGCCCCCACCUCUGGGAAUGAGGUGAACCUGUCGAGCGCUUCUAAUCUGUCUGUGCCAACGUCGAGGCAAACACAUAGUGCACAAUACCGGCAGGGUUUGCAGCGACCUUUUGUUGAGCUUCGACAGGGCUUAUCCGGCUUCGAGCCGUUGAGGAUGCUCAGUGACCAGGAACUCUUCUCGGCGAAUGUCUUCUCGUUUUUAAAUCGACGCGCCAGUGGAUCAACGUCGUCGCUGAUACCGCAAACCUUAGCGGAGUCGGAUGCUUCGAGGGGUGUGAAGUUUCCCUCCAUUCUGCGCGGCUCUCUCCCGAUCCAACAGAGUGGGACGAUGCGGCAGCAGGGGAAAUCCAUCGACGAAGAGAGGAAUACGGCUGCGGUCCCAGCGAAGGCUCUGCUGCGUCUUCAGCGCGAGACCUGGCAGCUGCUGAUGGACAAUCGUAUCAUGGUUUGGUUUGAGCGGGAGGCGAAAAGCCGUGGGCGCAUCACGGCCAGUGUUCAACAGCGCCUGCUAGAAGUUGUCACGUGGAAUCCGGGCGCCCAAGGCAAACCCCCUGUGAAGAAAAUCACUGACGAUGAUGUGAAGAACUCAUUUACCGCGGAGGAAGUGACAGUAAAAGAUGAAACCGUGAAUAAGUUUGCUACGUUUCCUGCAGUCACCUCCGCUAACUGUGGUCAUACUUCCGAGCUCCUUUCCACCUCCAUCAACACCAACGACACCGGGAAGUUGGGGGAUGAAGAGAAACUCAUGCGGACACUGGAGCAGUUUGCCCCCUUCUUUGCUGUUAUUUGUCCACCUGAGGCGAUUGAGAGAGUGGCAGGCAGCGUGGUCGUGACAAGAGGUCGUCGACGACGCGGUGAGGUUCCCAGCAUCGUUGGUAUCCCACUCUUUAGCCAGUAUGCCACCUGGCGUGAAGCGUAUGAGAAUCGGCUGAUAUGGAACUUGGCACCCUUCAGUUUUUUCCUCAUUCACGAUCAAAGCUACAAUCACGCCCAUAUUGCGGCACUGUAUGUGCUGCUGGAUCUUAUUGGCAGCAAUGCACAUCUCCACACAACAGAGUGUGUGAUGGGUGAACGUCAACCAAAAAAUAUCACCAAGAGUCGAUCGCGAAAAAGCCGCACCGCAAAGGAGAUAGCACCGGAGCCGUCGUUGUGUCCGUUGAAUGUUGCGCAGCAGCUUACAGAGGACCUCCUCCUCGCCUAUGAGCACAGCGGGUCACGAACGACGCUGUUGAUGGCCCUCGACGUUCAGGAGUUUCUUUUAGACCUUGUCCUUGACCCUGAAACUGCCUCGUCCUUCCUGAGCACUACCGCCUUGCGACGUCAGUGUGGAACUGAGGUGGCUGUCAGGGACGGUGAGGCUGGUGGCUCUACGGUGAAGCAGGGUGAGAAUGAGGUCUCUAGGGAAGACCUGGAAGAUGGGACUGCGAACGAGGGGGAAACGGAACCGCAAAAGCAAGGCAAAGAAGGGGAGGAAGGGGCGGGUGUCACACCCGCCGACGAAGCCGAGAUAGUGGACUGGAGUUCCUUGAAGAAGCUGAACGCCGCCACGUUUGAUGAGCUCUUUGUCCUCGUCAACUGGUUUGUGGACGCGCCAACCGCGAAUAGCCUUAUUCCUCAUGAACUGCAGACCGCAUCAACCACGCCCAUUCCUUCUCUCCGCACAAGGAAGGGGACCCUCGGUCAAAACACUAGCACCAGCGCAAUAAUCUCGCACGAAGGCAGGAGGAGCGCGUCCCACCAUGCCCUCUCUGAUAUGAGUACGCAACCGAGUAAAGAGUGUGGCUAUAUCAUUGGCAGGGUACGCGAGUAUGAUGCCACCAUGUCUGUUGUAGAGGCCAUAACCCGCUAUGAAUUGCAGCGACAGCACAUGACAGAACACCGGUUAGGUGAGCAACAACAAGGCAUCUUCUCACCAUCGGGUCAGAAGAGGCAGCGAAAGAAGCGUAUUUUCACUAGCCGUGGUCCUACAGGUAAUGAGUCUGUUGAUAUGUCAGACCUCCCUAUUGGGGCAACGCUUCUCUCUGCACCAAUCUCGUUUCUCACGACGUACAUUCGUCUUCAUGGAGCUCCUUGGUUGAAGGAGCUUCUGGGGCGUUUGUUUAACAUCCUACGCCGCGAGAGCGUACUGUUGUAUGUAAAUGGAUUAGAAAUGGUCUCCUCCCACUGUGUCUCCCCGCAGGAACCGACCUCACCGUUGAGUCUAAGCGGCGACAGAAGCAACGACGGCAUGCCGAGCUUUGGAUACGAGAGUAAUCGCUGGCGGUAUUUGUGUCCAAGAGAAGCCGCUCAUCAUCAACGCCUGGGGCAUCUGGAGGACCUCAUCUGUCAAGACAUUCAGUACGUCAUGGAGGAGUUCUUUGGCACCCUGUUUGGCAAACGCUCCGUCACACGCCUGCCGCAGGGCAUCUCCGUCUUGCUGACAAGCUUUUGUACAACAAUUCAUCUACAUCUGCUGAAACAGCACGUUUCCAUCGACACCUCCCUUGACAAACCUUCGAUAAGUGUGCGGAAGUGUCUUGCAGAGAUACGACAAAAACGCCUGACGGGUGGAGGCUCGUCCACCAUGUGGGGUCACUGCCAACAGGACUCCACCGACCGGCUUAUUCGAAGCAUUGAGAACAACCGACUGGCGAAAUUUAUUUUGUUUGAUUGCUGGAUUCUGCCCGUCCUCAACAACGCCGUGGAGUUUGGGUACAUCUCGGAGGGGUCUUCGAACCACCUCCGCUGGAACCUUGAUGCCUUUGCGCGUUACCUGAAAAUUGUCGUAAAUGCCGCCAUCGUCCCUACAGAUAACACCGAUGUGUACAUUCAUACCAUCAUCCCGGCGGCGGCGGCGGCGCAGCUACGCAGUGGACUAACGCCUCCCGUGGAACGAAAACCUCGCACUCAAAAUGAGUUGCUGCUGCCACCCCGCUGUGACACCGUCAAGCUUCCGCCCCUCAUCAAUGGCAUCUACGAUGUUGUCUCUGGGUCGCUCAUGCAGUUGUCCUGCGACCCUAGGGAGCAGGAGGAGGCGGAGGGGUGGGCAGAAAAGUUUACCUUUGGCGAUGCAUCCUUCACGAUGAGUUCACCGGGAGCCAAAGACGCGGGGGCAAACAGCAGCUUGCAAGACGCCUACCCGCCUCGGAAUGAUUUAUCGGCUGCCCUCAGCUCCUUAAACGAGUCUCUUGGCAUCACCGGCGGCGACGCGGAUAUUGAGGUGUACGAAGACGACACAGAUGUCACACCGGUACGAAUUUUAAAUAUAUUUUGCGCUCGAGCCUCCAGUGACAUCUCCGCAAAGGUGGUGGUGACGGAGUACAAAGUUGCCCCCUCCGUAGCCGCGGCAUGUGUGAGUAAAUUUUUUUUACUUGCCUCCGGUGAGCAUCCUCUCGUGCGGGAUGCGUACCUCUCUGGCGCUUUGGUAGGACACUUCCGAUUCUCGCCCUACCUGACAUGCCUCAUUGGGGUUCUCCUGCACCCCCGCACCGCCUCGAAGGUUCUCGAAAAUGUCGCGCACAAUAGUCGUUCGUUUUUUACCGCUCUUUUGAAGCCGCUAAAGGAGGAAGGUUUGUUGAACCUGAUCUCGUCCCUGGUGGGGACACGCAAACGCAUGACGCUGGUGGACUCCAAUGAACUUAUUUCCUUGAUAGCGUCCAUCCCUAUGAAGGAAACGGAAACAGAGACGGAUGAUCUAACUAGCAGUGGAGCCGCUGAGAAAAUGGAAGAAGCAAACAAGAGGAAAUCAAAGUUCGCCUUGUGGGAAGCCGCAACACGGCGUCUUAUGAGACAGCGCGCGCAAGCCACCACUGGGGAGAUGCUUCGGGCGGAGGUGACGCUACACCCACUGCUUCGUCGAAUAGGGCCAACGAAUCCGUACAAUUUCCUUCGCGCCACUGCAGACGCCAUCGCACAAGAAUUUUCUCAUGUUCCCUCUUGCUUUGAUACCUGGUGGCGUGCCAUGGUCGUGGCCCUCGCUGUAAAAGUGAUGAACGUUACUGAAGAGUGCGGCGACACAAAGUCCAUGCAAUGGGAGGAAUGGUGCGAGGCCAAGAUGCAUGAGAUGCAGCGCGAGUGUCGUAGCUUGUGCACGUACUUUACGCAGCACAAGGGGGGACGGAUGGACAUCAGCGGCGCAAAGGCGCUGUCGUACACGAAGGAAAAGAGCCAACGCUCAAACUCUACAAGUGUGUUCGUGGCAAAAACUCCAAAGGGACGGUCCACAGAGGAUCCGAAGAAAGUUAAGAAGAGGCAGGGCAGCUCUACGCCGAAGAAGAAGAGGCAGGGAAGCUCCGCGCCGAAGAAGAAGAGGCCGGCGAAAGCAGUCGCUUUGGUCCCAAAGGCACCGGCAUAA